AUGCCGGCUCCCAUAGAUGGCCCAUCUACUUCCCGACCUCUGCCAGUUCCGAUAGCUUCCCCCCCAAGCUCGAACAGAGGUCGCCCGUUGGCCAGCUCUGUCCCGCGGGCAGCGUCAACAGCUCGAUUGGCUUCUCCAGUCCCUUCGCACGACACCACUGGCACACCGCAGGUGCCUCACAUACCUACAUCAAGUCAAACAGGAACCGGAGCACAGCCAUCUGGCAGGCUAACCCCCCUCGCGGGUGCUGCCCCCCAGGCCUCAUUGCCAGGGCCAGGCGUGUCAGCGCUGGCCGCCGCAUUGUCGGCUUCCUUUGGCCAUUCGCCGCCUAAUUUUGGCACUCCUCCACUCCGACCAUUAUCCCCAGGAACUGCGGGUCAGCAAAUACCUCAACCGUCAGCCCCGCAGAGCAAUUAUGGGUCAUUUGAUGGAAAGGGACGAUCCAUACAAGGGGCUCAAGGGUGGGCUUGCCCAAGCACCUUUGAAGACCCCGAGAUAGUGAAAAGGCAUCUCGUACAGCAAUCAGAGAAAGCACAAGGAGGAGAUGACGCGCUAGAUAGUAUUUUUGGAGGGCCAUCGAUGUCCGUUCGAGGUAGCUCACCUGCCGGGAAAGCGAAACAAGCACUCGACUCUGUGGCUCCUGGGCUCGACGAUGACGAGUUCUCAAGUCUACAACUACAAGGAGGAGAUGUUACAAGGCCUAUAUAUAAGUGGACGGAGGGGGCACAGGCACGAGCGAAUGGUAGACCUCAGAGAAGCAUGAGCUUCAACCUCUCCCGACCGCAUCCUGAAGACGAGACUCUCAAUAUAGACUCGAUAAAGAUACCUGGUGGAUUCCGCAGGAAUUUUCUCCGUCGAGCGGCCCACAGCCCGGCCCCGGAGAGUGAAGACGAUGUUGAAGGUAGUGCUAGCGCAGUUUCACGACCAAGAGCUAGUCCGAAAUUGCUUACAAACAGCUUUAUCGAAUUCUUGACCAUAUAUGGCCAUUUCGCUGGUGAAGAGUUGGAAGAGGAUGACGAGGUACUCGGACCUGAUGAAUACUUCUCCUCAGAUGCCUUGGAAUAUGGUGCGGAAGACGACGGCAGUGAUGAGGACAGAGAGCCUAUGGAGGAUAGUGCACUUUUGACUCCGGGCCGGAGGAAAAGGAAACGGAAGGAUCGUCAUGUCGCCGGCACCAAUGGACCUGUCGGGGCCACAUUAUUGCUGCUCAAGUCCUUUGUUGGCACCGGUGUGCUAUUCUUGCCGAAGGCUUUCCUGAACGGUGGCAUGCUCUUCAGUAACCUCGUACUGAUAUUCGUGGCCGGACUGAGCUAUUACUGUUUCGUCUUGCUUGUCAACACUCGACUAAAGGUUGACGGGUCCUUCGGGGAUAUUGGCGGCAUCCUGUAUGGCAAAUGGAUGAGAGACCUUAUCCUCUUUUCCAUUGUGAUAAGUCAGAUCGGCUUCGUAGCGGCCUACAUUGUUUUCACUUCCGAGAAUCUUCAGGCGUUUAUCCUAGCCGUCUCUGACUGCAAAACGCAUAUCGGCGUCCAAUGGCUAAUAUUGAUGCAAAUGACAAUCUUUCUGCCAUUUUCAUUGCUUCGAGAUAUCAGCAAGCUCGGGUUUACGGCAUUGAUCGCCGACGUCUUUAUCCUCAUCGGCUUAGCAUACCUUUACUACUAUGAUAUUCUCACGAUUGUGGCACAGAAUGGAGUUGCUGACAUUGUCAAUUUCAACCCGAAAGAUUGGACCUUGUUUAUCGGAACCGCCAUCUUUACAUUCGAGGGUAUUGGCCUGAUCAUCCCAAUCCAGGAGUCGAUGAAAGACCAGAAGAAAUUUCCCCGAGUUCUCGGGUUUGUGAUGAUCAUCAUUUCGGUGGUUUUUGUCUCUAUGGGAGCACUCUCCUAUGCGGCAUACGGCUCUGCUACUGAGACUGUUGUCAUCCUCAACCUACCCCAAGAUUCGAAGCUUGUCAAUGCCGUGCAACUGCUCUACUCAGUUGCCAUCCUCCUCUCCACCCCACUUCAAAUCUUCCCCGCAAUAAGGAUUACUGAGAAUGAGCUCUUCACCCGAAGCGGAAAAUACAAUCCGUACAUCAAAUGGCAGAAAAACGUCUUCCGAUUCUUUGUCGUGAUGUUAUGCGCUGCCAUUGCUUGGGUUGGGGCCGACGAUCUUGACAAGUUCGUGUCAAUUGUGGGCAGCUUCGCCUGCAUACCACUCGUAUACAUUUAUCCACCGAUGCUCCACAUGCGCAGCGUGGCCAAGACCAAUUUCCGCAAAGCAGCAGAUGUCUUGCUUUGUGUUUUUGGCUUUAUUGUUAUGGGCUAUACCACUUCGCUGACACUUGCUAGCUGGGCGAGUGGAGACCAGGAACCUGGGCUGCCUAGUUAUUGUGAUAAAAAGGGUCUGUGA
This is a messenger RNA of Venustampulla echinocandica, 2391 nucleotides long. RefSeq names its product Transmembrane amino acid transporter. The transcript is spliced from 2 exons. Gene Ontology annotation, biological process: amino acid transmembrane transport. The record is from RefSeq and is a predicted model, not a curated record. Gene Ontology annotation, molecular function: amino acid transmembrane transporter activity. The coding region runs from base 1 to 2391 and encodes 796 amino acids. NCBI's taxonomy places the organism in Eukaryota, Fungi, Ascomycota, Leotiomycetes, Helotiales, Pleuroascaceae.